AUGGAUAUCCCACAGCAAAUAUCCUCUCCGAAUCAUGAAAUCGCAGUCUAUCUAGCCGCCAUCUGGGAUGGACUGAAAGUCCAGAUAAAUCCAUUCCUCACUGUCCUUUGCAUCGAUGAUAACAUCUACCGAAUGCUGGAUAGCCAUGGGAGGCGCUACAUUGCUAGGAAAUUCAUGGAGCAUACGAGAGAAGCUGUAAUGUAUUGUCGUGAUGGUAGUGGAGGAGACCGCCAUUAUCUUGGCUCACCUCGUUACUUCAUUGCUAAUGGCGGCGUGGUACAUUCUCCUGAUGGUCUUGAGCCAAUCUGGGUGAUGAAUGAUGGUUCCAAUACUCGCCUUGAAAGCGUCGCAGCUUGCCAACCUACAGUGCCACUUAAACCAACCAAGAUUCCACGCCCUCCCAAUGCAUACAUUUUGUACCGCAAGGAUCGCCACAAUUUGGUUAAAGCUGCCAAUCCAGGUAUUACCAAUAACGAAAUCUCUCAAAUCCUAGGCCGAGCUUGGAAUCAAGAGUCGAGAGACGUACGACAAAAAUAUAAGCAAAUGUCAGAAGAAAUCAAAAUCGCGCUACUGGAAAAGCAUCCAGAUUAUCAGUACAAGCCUCGGAAAUCGUCAGAGAAACGCCGUCGCACUCGUCGCAGCCAACAAGCUCAUGCUAUGUUGGUCGAUGCUAAUCUUGCUGCUCCUGACGAUCACGCAGUUGAAGACCAUUCCGUGAACUUGGUUUAG
Molecule: messenger RNA, 729 nt
Organism: Trichoderma aggressivum f. europaeum
Lineage: Eukaryota; Fungi; Ascomycota; Sordariomycetes; Hypocreales; Hypocreaceae
Product: transcriptional regulator family: HMG
Exons: 3
Coding region: 1-729 (242 amino acids)
Biological process (GO): anatomical structure morphogenesis; negative regulation of transcription by RNA polymerase II; cell differentiation
Molecular function (GO): DNA-binding transcription factor activity, RNA polymerase II-specific; RNA polymerase II cis-regulatory region sequence-specific DNA binding
Source: RefSeq, a predicted model, not a curated record